AUGUACAAAUAUACUUAUUUUCUUGCCCUCAUUUACCAAAGUGUACACUCAUACGACCAAGAGGUAACAGAACCCAUCCCGGUAUGCCCCUGUGAAUACACCUACAACCCAGUCUGUGGCUCAGACGGCAUCACCUAUAUGAAUCAGUGCGUUCUCGAGUGCAACAGCGACCUUAGCGAACAGGAUCGGAGGGGUACGAUCGCAAAAGUUCGAGACGGGGAGUGUUCGCAAUGCAUCUGCCAGAAGGUCGACCUCCCGGUCUGUACUUUGGAAGGACUGACCUUCCCUAACGAAUGCGAACUCGGCUGCGAGAAUAUAAAACGCAUUCGAGCUAAGCAACCGUUUUUGAAUCUAGCGUACCGAGCCGGUUGUAUCGGCCCGUCUACGGGCUGCACGGACAUAGCCGCGCCCGUUUGCGGAUCCGAUAACAUCCUAUACAGAAACAAAUGUGUGCUGGACACGGCUAAUUCUAUCAGCGUCAAACGUGGUGGACCCGCCAUCUACCUCAAAAAUAACGGCGCCUGCUUAGAGAGCUGCCUGUGCCCUCUCGAACAUCAACCGAUCUGCGGAACUAACGGGUGCUAUUACGAGAACGUGUGCUACCUGGUCUGUCAGAAUAAGUUCAACUACUGUUCGAGGUACCCCGACAUCGGUAUCGCAGACGAGUCUGUUUGCGACGGCUGUUAUUGUCUAGAAGAAAAGAAUCCCGUCUGCGGAACCGACGGCAGAACUUACAGAAACCCUUGUCAGCUAAACUGCGAAGCGAAGAGGCGGCAAAGUAACUUAACCAUAAAGAACUAUGGAUCGUGUACAGGGUGUUACUGUAAAGAUGAUAAGAUUCCCGUUUGCGGAACGGAUCACAAUACUUAUGUGAACGAAUGUCAACUGAGGUGCAAGAAUAGCAAGCGCGUGGACGGAUACAGUAUAGGAGUCUUGCACCAGGGCGCGUGCCAACCGGAGGGGUGCUCCUGUAACAAAAUAUGUCCGCCUGAAUACGAGCCGGUUUGCGGCACAGAUGGAAAGACCUACUGGAAUUUGUGUUGGCUAAAUUGUAACGCCGACUGCACGGAGAGACAGCAAAACACGAGACAUACAUUGUUCGUCUUGAAACAAGAGUCGUGUUAUGCGUAA
Leptosia nina is the source of this 1131-nucleotide messenger RNA. The record is from the annotation of a GenBank genome assembly. NCBI's taxonomy places the organism in Eukaryota, Metazoa, Arthropoda, Insecta, Lepidoptera, Pieridae.